AUGGUAGCUUGGGCAGCUUUAGGCGCAAUGGGAACAAAAGCAUUAGCAUUUGGAGCAAAAGCACUUGGAGCUUAUGACGCAGUAAAUAAAAUGAGUGGAGGAAGGGUUUCAAAGACAUUAGAUGCAAAUAAAGGAAAGAUUGGAGGCUGGGUUGCAAAGAAGUUAAGAUUAAAUAAAAUAGGGCUCAUAAAUAAAGCAUCCAAUUUGGUUGCGACUGAGUCAGAAAAUGCUUUAGGAAAGGACGAUGAGUUUGCAAAACACGCAAAAGACUUUAAUGACCAGAUGAAAGGUGAAACA
Messenger RNA from Trichomonas vaginalis G3, 297 nucleotides. RefSeq names its product protein of unknown function, DUF4107 family. Lineage: Eukaryota; Parabasalia; Trichomonadida; Trichomonadidae. The annotation marks the transcript as partial. The transcript has a single exon. The record is from RefSeq and is a predicted model, not a curated record.